ACGUAAAGUGGUUUUUUGAUGCGCGCGCCAUCAAUGUCUCGGGAGAAGGCUCUCGAGCUCACGACGUGAACGCGAGUCUCUUUUGACCCACAAAAACAAGCUGAGGACUCGGUCGCUGGCGCGUUUUACCCAUUCCUCACGGUCACGAGAGUCUGGAAGGACGGACGGAAGAUCAGAAGAUGCAGACCAGCGUCGCGUCUUGACGAUCUGAUCUGUGCAGUGAAUCCAAAUUGUUAAUUUUGUGAUUGACUAGAUCGUGGUGUGGUAAAAAGUGUACCGUGUGAUUCAUGAAGCACUCGUUAUUCUUACUUCUGGAUUGAGAUAACAGUGUGCGAUAAUGAGGAUACCUAGAAGAAGCAUGUGUUUCCUGGUGUUAGCUCUCCUGGCUCUGGUCGCCACGACGAGAGCCGACGAAGAGGAUGACCUGGACGACGUCGGAUUUGAAGACGAAGAAGAUUUGGCCGACGAUAAGAUAUCCACGUCGUUGAACGUCGAAGGUGGAUUUUUUGAGAAAAAGGAACUGGAGAUCAGGAAUGCGGUUCUCAGCGCUGUCAAAGUGCCGGAGAAACAGGCUCAGCUGAGCCAAGUGUUGCCCAUAAUUCGGAGCAUGUCACCGCCCCAAAAACGAGCAAUGGCCGUUUUGGUCACAACAAGAAUGUCUCACAAUGACACAACGCUGCCAUUCGAUAAGGUCGAAUCGCUGUUUGGCGGUGACGAUAGGAAGAAUGUGUCGAGGGAUUUAAUGCUGCCGAUCAGCAUGGAUAUCGCAAAAAUCAUCGCUGACGAUAUCCCCGAGGAUUUGCCAGAGGCACAGGAACUAAGGUACUACGUACCUGUUGGAAAAAGACGGCGUCCUCAGUAUUAUUCCAAGCCUCGACGCCCGUCGACGAUGAACCGACGAAAUGUGCAUCCAGACGGACCUCGACCGACUCUUCCGAGACCAGGAAGACGACCAACGGAAGUAAAAAGAAGUCCCACCGAGCAAGAAUGCACUUUUUUCACGUCGACUGUUUGCCUUGAAGCUGCGGACUACCCUCACGAAGCGAUAUUGAGAAGCAUCAGAAGUAACAGGGAAAUGAUAUCUGCGCUACUCGCUGACUACAAGUCUCAGAGCACCGUGGAAUCUUACGAUGACAGACUUCCGAUUGCUCUACCGUUGGAGAAUAAAUUCGAAAACAGAUUCGAAAGCAACGAGAUCAAGAGAUCGGACAAUAAUUCCCCCUACGCAGAGAGCGUCGAGGAGGGAUUCACCUGUCCGUCACAGAUCAGGUACGCACGCCCGCAACUCGCGAGAGCAGCAUCCGGUGACUGGAAGUACAUCAUCAAUACCGGUGAACACACGCAGACGCUGAGGCUGGAGAAAUGCACAAAACCUCAGAGCAGCUGCUCCUUCGUGUCUGAGAACUACAAGUCAUCGUGCACGCAAGUGUUCAACUACCACCGUCUGCUCACCUGGGACACGAACCUCGGUCUGCACAUGGACAUCUUCAAGAUCCCGACAUGCUGCAGCUGCCAUGUUCUCGGUUACUCGGACCUGUAUCCACCUCACCGUAAAAACCCUCCCUCAAAACUGAACGAAAAGUUUCCCGGGGUCGAGUUCGUGGCCGAAGACCAAGCCGACAAAUAUCGCGAUUUUAGCAACUCCGGGAACAAUUUCAUCUCGAAGAAGAGUCCCAGCGCCAAUUUCGAGUCCAGCUUUAUCAGCGGUGGUUCGAGCCCUUCGUACGUCGACGACGCGGCUUCCAGCUCCAACUACAACUUCUUCGAGAAGAAGCCAAGCCCAAAUACCACACCGACUACUCGACCCAUCUUCACUCCCACCCUGAGGACCAGGGCGAAGAAGCCCUCCGGGGCUUCAAGGCCUUUUGACAAUCUGCCACAGCAGCAUGCACCCAAUACCAGAGCCCCUGGGUACACGGGCCCCGCGACGAAGCACAGACCGAGGCCCAACAGACCCUUCAGAAGGGAGUCUAAUACCCAGCUCGACUAUCCAGGCAAUCAGGAAGUGGAUGCAACCAGCAAACGGUAUAGUCAACAAUUUGACCAAGCCGUUGACGCCACUACCCGGGUUCAGGGCGGAUCCUACAACGAGGAAUACGAUGACCCCCCGCGCAGAGUAAAUUACAACUAUCAUCCGAUAAUAGAUUUCUUCAAGCCGGAAGCCUCGAUGCUUCAGUCUGUUCAACCGCAAAUGGCUACGCAGCCAUCGCCAGUGCAAAGUUCCAACGCUUGGAAGCCGAUGAUUUCGGCUUAGGAAACCGAUACUGUUUUCAAACGUACCUGAAAUUUUUUAUAAGAUAUAUAUUUAUUCGCGACCAGAUCAUACACGUGUUUCCAUACGAAUUCAAAGUCCUCCCAUGCUAUGAUUAUACUCUGUUCUGUCGG
Diprion similis is the source of this 2385-nucleotide messenger RNA. It is a transcript of the gene NT1, whose product is annotated as neurotrophin 1. Gene Ontology annotation, cellular component: extracellular region. The record is from RefSeq and is a predicted model, not a curated record. Gene Ontology annotation, biological process: central nervous system formation; regulation of Toll signaling pathway; innate immune response. The transcript has 9 exons. Gene Ontology annotation, molecular function: growth factor activity; Toll binding. NCBI's taxonomy places the organism in Eukaryota, Metazoa, Arthropoda, Insecta, Hymenoptera, Diprionidae. The coding region runs from base 338 to 2254 and encodes 638 amino acids.